AUGGACUCCUUCGGAAUAAUCAUCGUCGGCGGCGGAAUCGCCGGCCUAGCAGCCGCAAUUGCUCUGCGCGCUGACGACCGCGAAAUCACCAUUCUGGAACAAUCCCAAAUGCACAAAGAGAUCGGAGCCACGAUCUCGUUACAACCGAAUGCAUCGAAGAUUGUCGAGGGCCAAUGGGGUCUCUCGUCCCUCCUUCGCGACCAAGGAUCAAUGGUCGACGAGGCGUUUGAGAUCUAUAACACAGACGGGGAAAUGCAGAUGCGCAUCCCGCUGGCGACAAAGUACGGGGCUGAGAGGAUGAUGUAUCAUCGUGCAGACUUACAUUCUGUGCUGAAGCAUCGGGCCACAGCAGACGAAUAUCCCGGGCGACCGGUUACCGUGAAGGUCUCGUCGAGGGUGGUUGGGUGCGAUUGCGAAAAGGGAGUCGUGGAUUUGGCUAACGGAGAGGCUAUGCACGCGGAUCUUAUCAUCGGGGCUGAUGGGAUCAAGAGUACUGUGCGAAAGGCGGUUUUAGGGGAAGAGGUGGAGGCAAAGAGAACAGGGCUAUCUGCAUAUCGCACCAUGAUUACGACGGAGGAGUUGCGCAAAACUGACUUUGCAGAUGUGAUCGAUCCAUGCAGAUCGUGUACUACUAUGGUGAUGGGGAUGGAUCGUCGUCUGAUCAUGGGUCCGGCGAGGAACGGUUCAAUAUACGGCAUCGUAGCUCUUGUUCCGGACGAAAGCAUGCAAGAGUCGUCGAGUAACACCAGUUGGACGACGGCCGGUGAUCGGAAUAAAAUGCUGGAUACGUUUUCUGCGUUUCCUGAGUGGGCCCAGCGACCGCUUCAGCUGGCUGGGGUCGUAGGGCUCUGGCAGCUGCGUGAUUUGGAUCCCUUGUCGAGUUGGUAUCGAGGCAGGGUGUUGCUCAUUGGCGAUGCGGCGCACGCGAUGUUGCCGACGCAGGGUCAAGGAGCCAGUCAGGCGAUCGAGGAUGCGGAGGCAGUCGGUGCCUUUUUCGCUGGAUUCGAGGGGAAGAACGAUCCAAAGUCGCUGGAUGAGGUCGAGAGAGUCAAUCGGGCAGUGUUUGAGUGUCGACAUGAGCGGGCAACAACGAUCCAGGCAUACAGUCGGCAAGCAGCAAAGCCAGCCACUGAUCCUGGGGAUACAAGAGUGAAGAUGAGUCCGGCGGAGUUUAUGGACUACAACUGCUCCUACGGAGGGGCCAUUGACUGGUCGUAG
This is a messenger RNA of Aspergillus steynii IBT 23096, 1218 nucleotides long. RefSeq names its product FAD-dependent oxidoreductase. The transcript has 2 exons. The coding region runs from base 1 to 1218 and encodes 405 amino acids. NCBI's taxonomy places the organism in Eukaryota, Fungi, Ascomycota, Eurotiomycetes, Eurotiales, Aspergillaceae. Gene Ontology annotation, molecular function: FAD binding; monooxygenase activity. The record is from RefSeq and is a predicted model, not a curated record.